Bradysia coprophila is the source of this 1166-nucleotide messenger RNA. Its product is annotated as serine racemase-like. Gene Ontology annotation, molecular function: serine racemase activity; pyridoxal phosphate binding; threonine racemase activity. The record is from RefSeq and is a predicted model, not a curated record. Lineage: Eukaryota; Metazoa; Arthropoda; Insecta; Diptera; Sciaridae. Gene Ontology annotation, biological process: D-serine biosynthetic process.
UCAUACAACACAUGUUUGUAUGGCGUUACGCAGUGUCGUUUUCACUUAAAAAAAAAUUAACCAUUUAGUUUAGUCGAAGAGUAAACCUAGUGAUAUAUUCAGAAACGAAAUUAAGUUUUGUUCUUGUAAAAUCGACAAUGACGACAGAAGAAGCUCCUAGUGCCCUGGACAUUCGUGCAGCAGAAGAACGACUGCGAUCGAUAUCACUGCCGAUAACGCCGGUUAUGACAAGUUCCAUAUUAAAUGCAUCGACCGGACGAAAUAUUUAUCUGAAAUGUGAAAAUUUCCAACGAACUGGUUCGUUCAAGAGCCGUGGAGCUGUGAAUGCCGUUCUAACUUCGAUCCAAAGAGAUCCCAACAUCAAGGGAUUUGUCACUCAUUCUUCGGGAAAUCAUGGCCAGGCACUGUCGUAUGCAGCUUCGAUUGUUAAGCGACCUUGUGUGGUGGUUGUGCCACGGGGUACUCCAAAAAAUAAAACUGAUGCCAUCGAACAUUACGGUGCUGAAUUGGUGGUAUGCGAUCCAACACCGACUAGUCGAACAGAAACUUGUUUGAAAAUUAGUGAAGAGCGAGAUUUCAUGAUUAUUCCGCCAUUCGAUCAUCCGUAUGUUAUAGCCGGUCAAGGUACGAUUGCCGUUGAGUUUUUGGAACAGAUAAAGAACUUGGAUGCCAUAUUAGUACCUGUAAGCGGUGGUGGUCUCAUUAGUGGAAUAUCGCUAUAUGCUAAGCACAUCAACCCCAAAAUUCGAGUAUUUGCCUGUGUGCCCGAAGGAAAAAUGCUACAGGAAUGUCUCAGAGAAGAAAAACGAUUGUGGCCAAAUCCACCAAAAUUUCUUCAAACCAAAUGUGAAGCUUGCCGCCUCCAGCAAUGUGGCACAAUAACAUUUCCGAUUAUGUGCUCGUUGGUUGAGAAACAAGUUUUCACGAUCUCCGAGGAAACGAUGAUUAAGGCGACUCGUUUUGCAUUUGAACGGCUCAAAUUAGUAAUUGAGUUGGCUGCUGGAUUGUCUCUUGGUGCUAUCCUUUAUCAUUCCGAUCAACUGGAUUCUAGCAUUCGGAAUGUGGGUGUCGUUUUGUGCGGUGGUAAUAUCGAUUUGAGUGUAUCGUUACCAUGGCAUGACGGUGACAAUUGAUAUUUUAAAUUAAUACAGAACAGUUUUGCUGUA